AGACCUUAUUCCAUCAUGGUUCUGGAAAUAUUAAUUCUGAUUGCAAUUUUCUAUGUCAGCUGGUUUUACAUGUCAACGUAUACAGUCCGACGAAAAUUACCCAUAGGGCCACUUCCAUUACCGCUGGUUGGGAACUGGCAUCAAGUUGGCUCAGACAUUCCAUUCUCUUUGGAAAACCUUCGUAGGAAAUUCGGGGACCUGUACACAAUUAGUUUACCUAUUGGAACAUUCUUGAUACUUAACAAUGCUGAGUUGAUGCAGGAAGCCCUUGUGACAAGAAAAGAUGACUUUUCUGGACGGGUUGACGAAUCUCAGUUUCCAUAUAAUGUUUUAUUUGAAAACAAGGACAUUGGUUUCACCAGUAACAGCAAACCUUAUAUGAUUCGUCGCAAAGUGUUCUCAAAUGCAUUACAUGUUUUUGGCGAAGGUAAAAACCUUGCUAAAGAAAGAUUGUACAACGCGUCCGAAAAUUUAUUGCAAAAGAUUGGUAAAACAUCGGGCAGACCAUUUUCAAUGAAGGAAUACCUGGGGAAAACAACCAUGAUCAUUUUAUGCGAAUGGUUAGUUGGGAAACAAUACAAUUAUGACGAGCCUAUAUUAGACAAAUUGAUAGAGUUUAACGAAGUAUUUGCCAUAGUCAUUCGUCCUGGUAACUCUCAUCACUUCUUACCGUUCCUAAGAUUUUUCCCAACACCGUACAUGAAUUACCUCAGAAAGGUAUUGAACAUACGAGACGAAUUUUGUGGUGGGCAGCUGCAGUAUCAUCUAGAGACGUACAAGGACGGAAUAAUUCGAGACAUUACAGAUGCAUUUAUAGCUCAAUAUGACAAGGAAUUUGAGAAAGAAAAUGCUAAUGAUAUAGGUAAGUAAAACUAGCUUUAAUUAAAAAUGCAAAUAAUUCCAAGUUAAUUUGUUUUCCAUGAUCCAGCAUUAGUUUGCGGGCAGUUCCACCUCACCAAAUGAUGUAGUUAAGGGACUGCGCGACAAUGAUGAAAGGCUUGCUAGGCGAAAGAAAGCGGAAUUAGCCUAAGUGAAGUCAUUUCUAACAUUUAUGCACAAUUAUCACCUAAUUAUAUCAUACAAUCCACGAAAGUCGCAAUAUGGUGGAGCAUCUGGUUGAGCAGAUUUUUUUGUGUAACAAAGCGUUGAAACUUUCUGGAGAUAUUGGGAAUUAACGUUGAGACACGCGCGUAGCUUGUUGGGCGCAAGUCCAUGACAAUUAAUUGCAUGGGUACUAAUUCCGUUCGGCUAAACGAAAGCUAACGGAGUAAGAUGUCCAUCAUAUGAUCGCGGGCACUUGCCAUCAGGGGCGGCGCUACAGGGGGGUGUGGUGUGUGUGGGUGGUGGGGGGGGGGGUGGAACACCCCCUCACUCGUCAGCAAAUCGGCAAAUUGUUAUCUCAGUCGGCAAAACUGGAUUGGCUAAAGAUAACCAGUGAAAAAAUCAAAAUUAACUUCUUGAAUAAUUGAAUUCAAACCGAAUAUCACGGAAGGAAUCCCAAGACACCGAAUAUAUCACAAAUAUACUCUUUCUUUUAAUUCUUUAUCACUUUGAAUUUGGCAAACAGAAAAUACAGAAUCAUUUACGUAAUUAUUAUUAUUAUUCUUAACAUAAUUAUUAUUAUUAUUCUUAAUCAUUUGUACCAUAAUGUAGCCAGGUUGCCUAGUACUUUAGUGAGAGCUGCUUACUUGUAAUAUUUGUAUGAAAUAAAAUCUGUUUCCAUUAUUAUUAGUAUUAGUAUUAGUAUUAGUGUCAUUUUUAUUAUUUUUAUUAUUUUUAUUAUUAUUAUUAUUACAAAUAUGUAACAAAAUGUAUCGAAAGUCUUGGGACAGAUGCCACAAAACCUUUGAAUUUCAACAAACGACAAUCCCCCCCCCCCUGUUCAAUGUUGUGUCCCAUUUCUCGUCGGGUUUGAUGUGUUUUGGUUUAAGUAACAUUGAUUGGGGUGGGGGGAGGGGAGCGGUAUUGUGUGUAUAAAACUGUAAUGAUCCACUUACAAGCUAAAACUAUAUGUGUCCCAACAACUUCUGAAAGUGAUUGUCUGGGCCCCAUAUGCCAUAACAUCAUUGCACAUCCGUCAAAAGUACGGGGGAUAGAAUGGUCUGCGAACGAAGUAUUUCAGCUCCAUUUCGUUCACAGAAGAUCUAGUAUAACAUUACAGAACAAUUAAGUUUCAUUAAAAUACUCAAAGUUAAUAAUUAACAGAACAUGAAUAUAAUUUUUUAUGUCAUAUAGCAUUCUUAAUCACCAAGGUUUUAUACGUUGUUUGUUUCUACAAAUUUCAGCAGAGCACAAGUAGGUUAUUUGAGAGGUUAUAGUCCGUCAAUAAAGAUAGGUAUCGCAAAUGUUUUACGCUAGAUAUGCCACAUAUACUGUUAAUUUAUGGCAUAGUAAUAUAACAUCCGGUUACUUUCGCAUGCGGGUAAGGGCUGAGUCAACUGCUAAUUCGGGUACUCCGAAGGUAAAGAACGUUUGAUUUAGAAUCACCAAUAGUCAAUGUGACGUUUCACAUCUUCCUAGAGCAGAAUUUGCAGAUAUAAUUGUCGACGCAUGGGUACGAAGGAGCACUCAUGCAGUGGGUGGGAAUUUCGGAGGCUCAUGAAAAGGGCGGUAUAUAUAGUCACUUCCACAUGGCUAAAAAAAUGUCCAGAAGAUCAAGUUGGCGAGCUAUCGGAAAGCUCGAGAAGAGUAAAUGCGGCAUUUAAUUGAACUCAGUCAGAGAAUCCCAAAAAUUACUAUUCAGCGUAUUCGUACGUGGUAAAGAAAGAUCCGAACUUCUUGAUUUCUCCAGGGCUUAAUAUAAACCUCCCUAAUGCUGACGCGUUAGCAAGUACUAGCGCGCGCAACCCGCCGAAGCAAGAAAGUUGCACAGGCUUCCAAAAAUAUGUAACGAAAGGGACUCGCAUUAUACGGCGUUGUACGCAUUAUACAACACAAAGUUAGUGUACGCUAAUUAUGCCAAUAAGCGUUUCCGGACGAGACGAAUGCAAUGAAACUAACAUCGGUUGUCACUUCGAUUGUCACUAUAGAAAUAUGAAAUAAUGGGCAACUAGGCAGCUUUUAAAUCAGAACAAGGCUAAGAUAAUUUGUUGAGAAUGUCUAACAAUGUAUUUGCUAUUAAUGAAAGGGUUUGAAAUUAAUUAAGCCAAGUUUUGGAUCGAUUGACACUUUUCUACAUAUAAAUAAAUCUGAUAUAUCAUAGUGAUAUUUCUAGAGUUGAGUGUCAAUCGAUACAUUUUAUACAAUUUAUAUACUUUGUGAUUGAGUAGAGCCCGUAAUAUAUCAAUACGCGCUACCUAUUAUUAUGCCGCGAAAAUUGAAAGUUAUAUCAAUGAAAAUGCUAUGUGUUUCAAAGUGACAACCGAGAGUCAAUCGAGCACAUGUUCAAACCGUUUUAUUACUUUUAUAUUACAUAUAUAUUUUCAUGUCAAAUAUGCACAAUCUUUAAGUGGUUUUCGAUAACUUACCCUUGCAUUUUAUUGAGCAAUAACCUAGGUCGAUAAUUAACCAGAUAGAUGUUUUUUAUCCCUUGCAUAUAGAGCAGGAUUAAUCUCUCAGCAUACUUCCCUCCCCACAUAUCACAUCUGUUUAUAAGCUCAUUUAUAAUAUACUGUUCAGUCUGUUGGAUUAUGUUACAUUUCAAAGAUAUUGACCACAACAAGCACAGUAUAAAGGCAUUAUAUAUGCCAAUGCAAUUCAGUAAAUAUGUUAUACUAAAUGCUAUAUGAUUUUCGCAAAACUGAUAUUCUAAAACACUCGGUAAUUCAAAGGGGUUAAAUAUGCUUUUCAUUGCCUUUCAGACAAUCAGUUUCAAAAGUCUUGGGACAGAUGCCACAAAACCUUUGAAUUUCAACAAACGACAAUCCCCCCCUGUUCAAUGUUGUGUCCCAGUUCUCGUCGGGUUUGAUGUGUUUUGGUUUAAACAACAUUGAUUGGGAUGGGGGGAGGGGGACGGGAGCGGUAUUGUGUGUAUAAAACUGUAAUGAUCCACUUACAAGCUAAAACUACAUGUGUCCCAACAACUUCUGAAAGUGAUUGUAGGCCUUGGACGUCGGCUGAAUAAUGUUAAGUUGUACAAGUAGUUAAAAGUUAAAGUUAGAUCGACUCACCGUUAUAAAAAUUAGCUCGAUUCAAUUACGUAUUUACAUGCAUUACAAUUAAUAAAAUCGUUCUUAAAUCUAUUUGUCUUAAAUUAGGAAUUUGAAACAUUCUUCUUCCCCGCAAGCAUAUUUCUAAGGAGUUCACUGGAGGCAAUAAUUCAUGUAGUUUGUUCUCAGGAUCGCUGACUAUAUUUUUAAAAAGUUUGUUAGUUAAGUUCUGUCUUCUUGCAGCCAAGGUAGUGAGACCCAAUUGGUCCAGCUCGGCUUCAUUAUACGGAUGAUCUGGUAAUACUAUUCUACAAGACGCUUUUGAAGUUUUUCAAUGUCGUCGGAUAGAUAUUUUGGGAGAGAGUAAUGGAAAACUUCGCACACGUAUUCGGCGACUGGCCGGGUGCAGGUAAUAUAAAAUAAAGAGAUCUUUUGAUGGAACUUUUGGCCGUUUCGGUUGUCUAAGAAAGUAUAGACGGGUUGAGAGAUUUUUGCAUAUAUUCUUGACAUGCGACUUUCAUUUAAGAUCAUUUGUGAUGGUGAAGCCCAGUAAUUUUGCCUCGGGGACAACCUCAAUUUCUUUGUCAUUGAUAAGAAUGGGAUCGGAAUCAGUCUUCGUAGUUGAAAAACAGAUACGGAGUUCCUUACACUUGGAUUAUUUUAACUGCAUGCCAUUGCUUGUGGACUUUAAGGUGAAUUUGUUGACAUAUUCUUGCAUAGCACUUGUACAAUGUUUGUCAAUUACUUCCGACAGGUUUGAAUCAUGUACAUAUUUCCAAGGAUUUACAUCACCCAAAACGUCGAGGUCGUUUAUCAUGACUAAAGACAGCCAGGGACCAAGUUUGGUCCCUUGCGGUACACCGGCAGGCACCGUUUUCCACUCAUAGAAACAGUCGUCACUUAAUUUGACUCUUUGCAUGGGCGCUUUCCACUAACACGGCCAGACCGGUCAAAUUGUUGAAUGAAACACAAAACAUUUGGGCUUCGGAUCUAUCUGACCGGAAAAUUUUGAUAACAUUAGAAUGAGGUCCAUUUUCGCUAGAUAUUUGAGAAAAAUAGACCAGGUCUUUCCAUUGACACAGAUAAAAGAACUUGGGUCUGACCGGUCUGGCCAUUAAAUGGAAAGCGCCCUUUGUCUACGAUCUGUAAUGACCUCUAAUAUCCAAAGUAUAUAGAGUGUUAUUAGGGAUAUCGUAUUUUGCCAGAUUGUUUAGCAGGAUAUCAGUGUGAUCGAUUAAGAGUGUAACAUACUAAUCAAAGCGUACGUGGUACUUGUGUUUGGGAUGGUACCAAAUUCUCUUUCAUCGAUCUUGGCUAAUUUAAAUAUUGCUCGACCACAAACUCUUCCUUUUGAUAAAACAGGAGUCAAUGAAAUUGGGCGCAAGUCGUCAUUUAUGUCUGUAAUCUGUUUCUUUUUAGGGAGUGGAUAUAAUGUCAGCAUUCUUCCAGGGUUGCGGGACAUGACAGUCACAAUAAGAGGAGUUCAAAAUUUAUUUGACCGGAAGCGCGUUUUCCUUCAAUACUCAAUAAACAUUUGAAUAUUCAAUUUUAGCUGCUUAUUACUGUUCUAUAAAAGAGGCAAUAAUAAAGGGUAAUAAAGCGCAUUUAAACAUGCACAUUUACUAUAGGCUAAUGACUCGGCAAAAUUACCAAAUCAAGACAAGCGUGCCUCGGGUAGAGACGUGCAUUAUUGAGGUCCGUAUUUUUUUAGUUUAUAUUUUGUAUAAUGAAUAACUUGCUGACGACAACUGCGAACAAGCUAUUGUAUGAUGGCGAUAAAUAUCGAUGGAC
Messenger RNA from Paramuricea clavata, 5879 nucleotides. The record is from the annotation of a GenBank genome assembly. Lineage: Eukaryota; Metazoa; Cnidaria; Anthozoa; Malacalcyonacea; Plexauridae.